AUGACAUUGGUGUCACUAGGAAGAAAUUUAUUGCAUCAGUUUGGUCACAGCCCAGGAAUCUGCCCAGUACAUCAUCUGUUCUUCCAAAAGGGAUUUUUCAAGAAAUUGCAACUCAUCUUCUUUAUGGGAUUCUUGGCAUCGGCUUCUAAAGCAUUCCAUCCACCACCUCCGAAAAUAUGUGGAUCUCCAGAUGGUCCUCCAAUCACAUCACCCAGGAUAAAGCUUCAUGAUGGAAGACAUUUAUCCUAUAAAGAACAUGGCGUUUCAAAAGAUUCAGCGAAAUAUAAGAUAAUAUUCAUUCAUGGUUAUAACAGUUGCAAAGAAUAUAAUCCAUUAGCCAUUACAACCUCUCCGGAUCUUAUCGAAAGUUUAAGGGUGUAUAUUGUCUCAUUUGAUCGACCUGGUUAUGGAGAGAGUGAUCCAAACCCAAAUCGAACCCUAAAAAGUUUUGCUUCUGAUGUAGAAGAGCUUGCUGAUCAGCUUGGACUUGGAUCAAAAUUCUAUUUAGUUGGAUUCUCAAUGGGUGGACAAUUGGUUUGGUCUUGUCUCAAGUACAUCCCUCAAAGGUUGGAAGGAGCAGCUCUCGUUUCACCUGGAAUUAAUAACUGGUGGCCUUCCUUCCCUUCAAGCUUAUCCAAUGAAGUGUAUAAUAAACUGAUGAAGAGGGACCAAUGGGCUCAACGUGUUACUCAUUACGUCCCAUUAUUGACUUACUGGUGGAACACUCAAACAUUGUUCCCUAGACCAUCUCUUUUUUCUCGGGUCGGUGAUAUGUUUUCUCCACAAGAUAUGGAAGUUUUAUCAAAGCUUUCUGAUUUACAGAUGCAGCCAGCCCCACAAGGAGAAUUCGAGUCUCUCCAUCGUGACCUAAUAAUUGCAUACGGUAAAUGGGAAUUUGAUCCAAUGGAGCUCGAGGAUCCCUUUACAAAUGAUGAAGGAUCAGUUCACAUAUGGAUGGGUGAUAAUGACGAUUUUGUUCCUGUGGCAUUACAACGUUACAUUGCUCAAAAACUCCCAUGGAUCAAAUACCACGAGAUCCCAGGUGCUGGCCACAUGUUUUUUUUAGCUGAUGGUAUGUCCGACACCAUCUUGAAAACACUCCUUAAUGUGAAAGAUUAG
Lactuca virosa is the source of this 1119-nucleotide messenger RNA. The record is from the annotation of a GenBank genome assembly. NCBI's taxonomy places the organism in Eukaryota, Viridiplantae, Streptophyta, Magnoliopsida, Asterales, Asteraceae.